AUGAUGGAGAUAGUUGCCGCAGGGACCCCCGGGGCAGACAGGAUGCCUGCACUCAAUGCCUUGCCGGGUCUGAAGCCCAGAAUCUUGAGCCCAGCCUGGGGACUUCCAGAAUCGCCAGGCCGCCAACGCCGUCACACGCUCCCAGCCAGUGAGUUCCGAUGUCUCUCACCAGAAGAUGCCAUCGGUGUGUUUGAGAUUGAGCGAGAAGCUUUCAUCUCUGUCUCUGGCAACUGUCCCCUGCACAUGGAUGAGAUCCGGCACUUCCUGACCCUGUGCCCAGAGAUGUCCCUAGGCUGGUUUGAAGAAGGUCGGCUGGUAGCUUUCAUCAUUGGCUCUCUCUGGGAUCAGGACAGACUGACUCAGGAGUCUUUGACAUUACAUCGGCCUGGUGGCCACACUGCUCACAUUCAUGUGCUCGCAGUACACCACAUGGUUCGCCAGCAAGGCAAGGGCUCCAUCUUGUUGUGGCGCUACCUGCAACACCUAUGCUACCAGUCAUCUGUUCGCCGGGCUGUGCUUAUGUGUGAGGACUUCCUGGUGCCCUUCUAUCAAAAGUGUGGCUUCCGGACAGUAGGUCCAUGUGCAGUCAGUGUGGGCACCAUGUCCUUCACUGAACUCCAGUGCCCAGUGCAAGGUCAUGCCUUCCUUCGGAGGAAGAGUGGUUGCUGA
Messenger RNA from Dromiciops gliroides (monito del monte), 669 nucleotides. It is a transcript of the gene AANAT, whose product is annotated as aralkylamine N-acetyltransferase. Gene Ontology annotation, cellular component: cytoplasm. The transcript is spliced from 3 exons. Gene Ontology annotation, molecular function: aralkylamine N-acetyltransferase activity. Bases 1 to 669 code for a protein of 222 amino acids. NCBI's taxonomy places the organism in Eukaryota, Metazoa, Chordata, Mammalia, Microbiotheria, Microbiotheriidae. Gene Ontology annotation, biological process: melatonin biosynthetic process; circadian rhythm; response to light stimulus. The record is from RefSeq and is a predicted model, not a curated record.